AUGCAAACUUUUGAAUAUAGCGAUGAAGAAGGAUAUCAGGAUUCUGUUAAAUAAAAAUUAGAUAAAUUGCAUGAUCUUCCUCUAAAAUUUAAACAUAAAUCUCUUUGUUUGAAGAGUAUAAGUGGAGCCAGUACUCGCAAAUCCUAAACUUGUUUUAAAUUUCAUAAAAGUAGAUAAGAUCAGAGUUCUGAAUCCUCUUUAAAUGAUUUUUCUGAAAUAUAACUUUCAGAAUUUGAUAUUUCAGAUGAGAACAAAAAUGCUAACAUUUUAUGCCAAUAUAAGAAUAGCUUUUUUAAUGAGAAAAUUAAGAUGUUUAAUGAAAUAAAAUCAAAAAAGUUUUGGCUUGGCAAUUAAAUUAGCAGAAUUACAAUAAAUAAGGAUGAUUAAUCGGUUAAUUUAAAUAAAUCUCCAUCUUUAAAUAGAUAAACAUCACCUAUUUCUGAGAGCAAUUAUAACACGCUGACCAUUAUAAAAAAGGCUAAAGAAGUUACAGAUCACUCUAUUGAUUAAUCAUUAAAAUAAGUCAAUUCUCCAAUAAUGUUCUAUCUUACAAAUAUUAAUUAGACCAGCAUCAAUAAUAAUAAUAAUAAUCGAUCAUGCCAAUAAUCUUAGAAUAAUAGUCAGUAUACUAUCGAUGUUCCAGGUAAUGAAUCAUUUGCUCAACAAUCCUCCAUUAAAUUAAAUGAAAAAGACCUUUUAAAUCAAAUUGUUGAAGCUGUGUUUAAUAGAAACAUAUAGUUAUUAACCAAAAUUGUAUUACUAUUGUAAAAGGAAUAUAGAACCGACAUAUUAAAUUUAAAAGAUAUACGUGGAAAUACACCUCUGCUUUUAGCUAUCAAAUUGUAAUAACAAUAGAAUCAGUUCUCUACUAUUCGAUUACUGCUAUCAAAUGGCGCUGACCCUUCUAUCAAAGAUAUUAAUGGAUGGAGUCCCAUUGAAGAAACUGUUGCUUAAAAAGACUUAUUGACUACAUCAUUAUUGUUUGAUUACUUAGUUUCUAAGAAAUUAUUUGAGAUGUAAUAGGAACGAAAUUAAAUUGAUUAGGAACUAUUAAAAAUCAAUGAUUUCUAUUUAGAAAUGAAAUGGGAAUUCAAAUCUAGCCUUAUUCCUUUCAUCUCCAAAUUUACUCCCAAUGACACUUUCAAAAUAUAUAAGAGAGGUAAUAUAUCCUUAUAUUUAGGUUCCUCUUUGAGAUUGGACUCAACUUUUGCAGGGAAAAAGAAUUAUAAAAAUAAAAGAAGGGAUCUCACAGUAUUAUAUAAUCCAUUAAUGGGUUCAGUACAAAGAAAGGAAAACAGUUCAAAUUGUAAAUUUGUUACAAUUUUAAAUAGAUCCAAAAAGAUCUACUAUUAUCCUAUUGUAUGAUUUUAACAUUAAAUUAGCAAGAGAUAGAUCCUGAAGAAAAGAAUCAAAUUCUGAUGGACUUAUUAAAUUGCGAAAGUGUCAGUGGGGAUUUGAAAAUAAUUAAUUGUGAAUUAAUCAAAAGCAAGAAUUUUUUUGGAAAUUUUGUAAACUAGAAAAUUAAUAAUUGGAUCUGUUAAAAAUAUGAAUUUCGCAUUGUUACAUCAUAGCAUUUCAAUAAAAAACAUUAAUCAAAUUAUAUUACGAGUUAAGAUUAAUAUUUUAAUUAAUCUAUAGAUUAAAAUCCUACAAGUGCAAGAUUUAAUUUAGAGUAAAUAACAAGUCAAAUUGUAGGUGAUUAAUUAUUCGUUAAUUCUCCAUCUUUUAAAUAAGAAAGUUAAUAAGUCAAAUAAAACAUCGAAAAUAGUACUAAAAAUGAAGAUGAUAAAAGUAUUUUUGUAAUUAAUAAAUAGAACAAUAGGAAUCAUGUUUACUUUAUAUUAAUAAAGAAUUUCCAAUAAAUUUUUAGUAGUUUCUUCCAAUUAUAAAAAUGUUAGCAAAUGGGAAUGAGUUUAUUUCAUCUUUACAAACAGUUCUAUAAAAUGAGAGUGUUAAAUAACUACUUAACGAUAAAGGAUUCCCAGUCAGAAUAGAAAUUCCAAUAAAUUUUACAAUUGAUGCUGUUGUGACAUUUUAAGCAUACAAGUAAAUAGAUAUUGAGGAUCCUGAAAUAAAGAAAUUAUUCUAGAUUCCAGAGGAUUACAUACUGGUUUCUAGAAGAGAUGCUACCAAAGUUAUGAAGAGAGGGAAAAAAAGAUUAUUUUUAGCCAAUUUAUUUUUAUGA
This is a messenger RNA of Paramecium octaurelia, 2185 nucleotides long. The record is from the annotation of a GenBank genome assembly. Lineage: Eukaryota; Ciliophora; Oligohymenophorea; Peniculida; Parameciidae.